This is a messenger RNA of Nilaparvata lugens (brown planthopper), 2909 nucleotides long. Its product is annotated as ubiquitin carboxyl-terminal hydrolase calypso. The record is from RefSeq and is a predicted model, not a curated record. Gene Ontology annotation, cellular component: cytoplasm. The transcript is spliced from 2 exons. Gene Ontology annotation, molecular function: cysteine-type deubiquitinase activity. Lineage: Eukaryota; Metazoa; Arthropoda; Insecta; Hemiptera; Delphacidae. Bases 270 to 2408 code for a protein of 712 amino acids. Gene Ontology annotation, biological process: protein deubiquitination; ubiquitin-dependent protein catabolic process.
CUUUGUUUUGCUUUUGUUGUUCAUUGUGCAAUCUGUCUACAAAACGUAGUUGAAAACUGUAAAUUUCAUAAAAUAUCUUGCGAUAAUUGAUCUAUUGUGAAUUAAAAAAUGUGCUUACAACAUUUUUAGACAGUUUCCAAGUCAUAAAAUAACGAUUUAUCUUGGUAAACUUAGUGGAGAUGUAGAAGUGUCGAACUGUGAAUUUAUGUUAAGCUGUAUCUUUUGUACAGUUUUGUGAGUUAAAUUUGGUGUAAAAAUUAUUUUUUAACAUGCCAGUAGACAUUAAUCAGUUAACCGACGGUUGGUUAACGCUAGAAAGUGAUUCAGGACUGUUUACUUUGUUAUUGGAAGACUUUGGAGUGAAAGGUGUCCAAGUGGAAGAGAUCUACGAUCUGCAAAAAUCCUUGGACAGUCCUGUUUACGGAUUUAUCUUCCUGUUUCGGUGGAUCGAAGAGCGAAGAUCACGUAGGAAAAUAGUAGACCAAAGUGACAUUUUUGUGAAAGAUGAGGAAAUUGUCAACAACAUAUUUUUCGCUCAACAAAUGGUUCCAAAUAGUUGUGCUACACAUUCGCUAUUGUCGGUGCUUUUGAAUUGUCCUAACAUACAUUUGGGAGAGACUUUGAGUCGUUUGAAGGUGCAUUCUUCUGGUAUGAACCCUGAGAAUAAAGGUUGGGCCAUUGGAAAUACGCCUGAGUUAGCUAAAGCUCAUAACUCUCAUGCUAUGCCUCAGGCUAAGAGAAAGCUUGAUAAAACGUCUGGAAUCAGUACUGGAAGAUACACCGGAGAAGCCUACCACUUCGUCAGUUACGUUCCCAUCAACGGGCGCCUGUUCGAGCUGGAUGGUCUGAAACCCUACCCCAUGGACCAUGGACCCUGGGGCGACGAGGAAGACUGGACCGAGAAGUUCCGCAAAGUCAUCGCAGAUCGUCCAGGUAUCACCACCGGUGAGAAAUACAACGACAUCCGGUUCAACCUGAUGGCUGUUGUACCCGACAAACGUCCAGGCAUCACCCAUAAACUAAACAUGUUGGAAACUAACAGACAGAUCGUCAUGGAGGCACUGCAACAACUCGUGAAACUCAACCACCCGGAUUUGGCGUCAGUUUCCCCGGGCGACAAAUCUGAACUGAAAACUGAACUUUCUAGUGGGGAAAGUAUGGAACCUUCAAAAGUCUCCCCGGGAUCUAAACGGAAAGAGGCUGUCCUUAAUGGGUUGGGGAGUGUUGAGGUGGGGGAUGGGGAUGUUCCUAACAAGAUCCCCAAAAAAUCGGUCACAGAUACUGUGGGAGGGGGGGAUGGUGUGGAAAUGAAGGUUGAAGAUGAGGGGUCAGGGUUGGUUACCUUGGAAGAGAAUUCAGAGGUUGAGGGGAGAGUUGAAGAGGAUGUGGGAGAAACCCUUGGGGGGAAAACAGCUGAUGAUGAUGCAGAUAGGAAGGAGGUGGUUUCUGAGGAGAGAGAAAGUAAGGUUGAGAUAGAAUCUAGAGGGAUUACUGAGGGUGGAUCUGAUUUAUCAAUUCUGUCGAAAAUUUCCCUGAUUGUAACAUCUGAAAACAACGAGGUGGUGAAGAGUGAAAUCUUGGAGAAGACCAAACCUGAUUACUCCACCCCUCUCACCAUCCAAACCUCCCCCACCCCUAGCACAUCAAGCACUGACACAUCCUCAGAGGUUGGGAGUGCUUUCAACUCCCCAACCCAAGGCUGGGGGUGGAACUCGGGGGGACAGAACUCUCCCAACUCCUCCACCAAAGACUUGAAGAAAUUCGUGGUGAUCAGGGUGGCUAUGGCAGGAUCUUCAGGUUAUCUAGGAGUUGGGGAUGACAAGAUGGACCCCACCAGGAAGGGGUUCAGGAAGGUGUGUUUAGAAGCUGGUGCACUCCCUAAGAAUUGGGAAAGGGCCCCGGGGUCCAAACUGGGGAACCUGAGGGUGAUAAGCCCCCUAGCAUUAAGUGAUGGCAAGUUUAAACACUCCCCUUCCAAAUUAUCCUCACCUGCUGGUGACCGAUUAAACCCCCCAGUAGAAACCCAUCAACACACCUUCGCCCCCAAAGAUCUCCUAGCACUCUUGAGGAACCUGGAAGUUGAGAUUAGUGUCUGUGAGGGGAACCUACGUGACGAAAACGAGAAACGCAAGAAAUACAAAGUGGAUGAUUGUAGACGUACUCAUAACUAUGACGAAUUUAUCUGCACGUUUUUAUCGAUGCUUGCCCAACAAGGGAAACUAGCCGACUUGGUUCAACAGCAUCUAGUGGUCCAAAGGAAACAGGGUGUGCCUCAGGUUAAGAAUGUUACUCAACCCAGGGCUAAUUUGCAAAAUAAGAAACCGGAAACUAAGUUUUUGGGGUCGACUGUUAGUGCAGGGUACAGUAAAAAGGGGAAGAAGAGUACAAAGCAUAGGAAACGAAGGUAGAUUCAUUCACUUUUAACUGUCAGGUACCUUAUAGCAUAGAGAAACAAUAGCGUAAGUAGAUAUCCCAUGGUAUAGGGCGUUUAUGUCGCAACUUGUACUGUUAUCUGAAGCCGAUUACUGUCGAUUUUUACUGUUUUGACCGGGUAAGAGUGUAUGAACGGCACAGUAUGAGAGACUGCCAGCGUCAUAAAGCUUCACAGGAAAGAACUACGUGAACUAUCGGUUUGGGAUAACAGUAAAAGUUGCGACAUAAACGCCCUAUACCAUGGGAUAUCUACUUAUGCUAUUGUUUCUCUAUGGUCAUAGGGAUAACAUUAAUGCUCCCCCGUCAACUAUGCUGAUAGAUCAAGAUUUAAAGCUUUAAUCCGUUCAUUUAAAUUUUGCUGUAUUAACUAUAAGUGAGCUGGAUACUGUAUAGUACUUUUGCUUACAGUAUCUUAGAACUUACAUGAUGUAAAUCAUACAUUUUCCAUAGUGAGGUCCACGUUAUAAUGUCGUGUU